AUUUUUGUCAUUGUGACAGAAGUCCGCUGUCAAUCCACAUAUAAUUUCAAAACAACAACUUUGUCGGUGCAUUGCUUUGGCUUAAAAUCUUAAAUUUUCCUCAACAAAGACACAAUGAUUUCCUUGGUCAGACACAAUCUAGCAAAGUUGCCAACACUCACAGCGUUGCGACCAUCAUCAAUUGUUCGCCCAUUUUCCUCAUUCGAUUGUGGACCUCCGGGCAAAAAUCAUGAAGAUGACAUCGUUCACUUCGAGAAUCGGAAAGAUAUCGUCAUACCCGAGUAUCCACAACGUGAGAACGAGAAGUUAGAAGUUCGUAAGCAAAGGUUAAUCUAUCAGUCGCGUAAGCGGGGUAUGCUGGAAAACGAUCUCUUGCUCUCAACAUUUGCGUCUAAAUACCUGAAAACGAUGUCAGCCGAACAUGUGCAACAGUACGACACUUUGAUCAAUAAACCGUCGAACGACUGGGACAUCUACUACUGGGCCACGAAUAAGAAACCUACACCGCCCGAAUACGAAACGGAAGUGAUGUCACUGCUGCGGGAUCAUGUAAAAAAUGCACAAAGGGAGAGUAGAAGGAUGCCUGAUCUGUAGUUUGUGAAAUGAGUGUAUUCAAAGCGUCGGAUUGUGUGCGUUGUCAAUAAAUAUUUAUUACUCAGCA
This is a messenger RNA of Bradysia coprophila, 661 nucleotides long. Its product is annotated as succinate dehydrogenase assembly factor 2-A, mitochondrial. The record is from RefSeq and is a predicted model, not a curated record. Gene Ontology annotation, cellular component: mitochondrion. Gene Ontology annotation, biological process: tricarboxylic acid cycle; protein-FAD linkage; mitochondrial electron transport, succinate to ubiquinone. Lineage: Eukaryota; Metazoa; Arthropoda; Insecta; Diptera; Sciaridae.